Messenger RNA from Enterospora canceri, 1236 nucleotides. The record is from the annotation of a GenBank genome assembly. NCBI's taxonomy places the organism in Eukaryota, Fungi, Microsporidia, Enterocytozoonidae.
AUGAAGCAAAUUGUGUUGUUGGGAGGAAGUGGAAACCUAGCAUUACUCAAGCUGGUUCCUGAACUUUAUAAGCUCAAAGACAAGAACAUACAGAUCAUAGUGUAUGCUAGAAGUGACCUGAAAGACAGCUACGACAAGAAGUUGUUGGAGUUCUACAAGGAAUAUUCUCAGGAAUUUUUAGACAGUAUUGUUUAUUUACGGGGGUCAUAUGACGAUCUAACAGAGCUCAGCAAAGUAGCAACAGAUGAAACAGUAUUUUACUUCACGUUACCAACUUCUGUAUUUUACAAUUUGGCUAAAAAGGUAAGAGAGAUUUCUAAAGGAAAAAUGGUAUUUGAGAAACCAUUUGGUGAGACAUUUGAAGACUUUUCUAAGUUAACAGAGUUUGAUAACACGGUAUUUAUUGAUCAUUACCUAGCAAAGCCACUCUCUUUGGCUUAUCCAGAAAUACAGAAAACAACGAAAUUCACUGAUUUCCUCAACAAUGAGAACGUUGUGUCGAUUCAGGUUCUUUUAACAGAAACCAUUUUAGUUGGUGGAAUUUCACACUUUGAUAAAUCAGGAACAAUCAAAGACGUGGUGAGGAAUCACGCAAUUGAAAUGCUGGCAGUUGCACUAGCAGACCUGACAGACCUGAAUACUGGGGAAGAAUACGCCAAAGCAAGAGCAGAGGUUAUUAACAAAAUGAAAAUUGAUCGUAAAUCACUCAUCAAGGGACAAUAUGAAGAUUACGUCGUAAAAGGAUCAAAAACAGAGACACUUGUGGCGUUCAAGGCAACCAUCGAUGACAAGAAAUGGGAGAAUGUGGAAGUUGUGUUUAAGGCAGGUAAAGCAUUGCCAGAAAAGAAAUCUGAAGUUGUCUUCAAAAUAAAGAAAGAGUCAAUAGGAAACUUGAAAAUGCUGAUUGAGGAAUGUGAAGACUUCAAGGAAGCAGAGCUGAUAUUCUCAUUUGCAUCAGAAGACUGUAUUUAUUUGAAUGGAGUGUGUAUGGAUGGUACAGAAAAGCGCAUUGAGGUUGUAAGCUGGAAUACGGUGCAUGUGAUUGUUGAAACGCAUUUUGGUGGUCUGAGCCAAUAUGAAUACAUCUUCAAUGCAUUGCUAUACAAUAAGCCAAUUGCAAUGGCUUAUAACUCUGACGUAACAGCUGCAUUGAAUACUUUCAAAACCAUUGAAGCGAACCAGGAUGAACCUGAGAUCUACGAUCAAAUGUCAGAAACCCUCCUGAAUAAAUAUUAG